ACAAAAAAACGCUCCCUAGUGGGCCAGGAAGCAGGACGAGCUACCCAGAGGGAUCUCCCCAAUCUGUGUCCCUCCGGGGACACGGAGGCCUGGAAGCCAGUGGGUCCGGUGGAUCUCUAAACACGCUGGGACUCAGAACCGACGCCCAUCAUGCAUGCUGAGGCUGCUCCAAGGUUGCAGGCACUCCUGCUGCCUAUCUUGCUGCUGCUCCUGGCCAUACCAUCUGUGGUUAGCAAGGGCUGUGUCUGCAAAGGCAAGGGCCAGUGUCUCUGCGUGGGGACCAAAGGGGAGAAGGGGGAGAAAGGCUAUCCUGGACCCCCUGGUUUUCCUGGCCAGAAAGGAUUUCCAGGUCCUGAAGGCUUUGCUGGACCACAGGGACCCAAGGGCUCUCCAGGACUUCCAGGACUCACUGGUCCCAAAGGCAUCAGGGGAAUAACUGGAUUACCAGGAUUUUCAGGUCCUCCUGGACUUCCAGGCAUCCCAGGCCACCCUGGGCCUCCUGGGCUGGAUGGUCUACCAGGAUGCAAUGGUUCUAAGGGUGAACAAGGAUUCCCAGGUAUUCCUGGGACACCAGGCUAUUUGGGGCUCCCAGGUCCUAUUGGUGUGAAAGGACAAAAGGGUGAGCCUGCUCAAGAAGGAGACAGGAGAUUCGAUGGAAAAGGUGACCCUGGGCCUCCAGGGCCUCCAGGCUUCCAGGGUUUUCCAGGCCCCCCAGGUUUUCCAGGGCCUGCUGGUCCACCAGGUCCUCAGGGAGAUUUUGGUUUUCCAGGUGCUGUGGGACCCAGAGGACCAAAAGGUCAUAUGGGUGACUAUGCCAUAGGAGAAAAAGGAGAAAAGGGUGAGAAAGGAUUAACAGGACCUCCUGGGCCUGAAGGAACCGUGAUUGUUACACUCCUCCGCCCAUACAACAAAUCGGACUUUGAGGGGGAGAAAGGAGAUAAGGGAGAGAUGGGUGAACCUGGACGUCCUGGAUCCCCGGGACCACCUGGAGACUCCUAUGGAUCAGAAAAGGGUAUUCCUGGAGAACCUGGCCCAAGGGGGAAACCUGGAAAAGAUGGUGCUCCUGGCUUCCCUGGCACUGAGGGAGCCAAGGGCAGCAGGGGCUUUCCUGGGUUAAUGGGUGAAUCUGGCAUUAAGGGAUGGAAAGGAGACAUUGGCCCUCCAGGAUUUCCUGGUCCUACAGUAUACUAUGACUCGUCAUACCUGGAAAAGGGAGAGAAAGGAAUGCCAGGCCCACCUGGGCCCAAAGGUGCUCGUGGCCCACAGGGUCCUAGUGGUCCCCCUGGAGUUCCUGGAAGCCCUGGACCAUCAAAGCCUGGCCUCAGAGGACCCCCAGGAUGGCCAGGCUUGAAAGGAAAUAAGGGGGAGAGAGGCCCCCCUGGAAAGGACACUAUGGGCCCUCCAGGACCCCUGGGCUGCCCUGGUUCGCCAGGUCUGCCAGGCCCACCAGGCCCUCCAGGACAUCCAGGUGACGUUCUUUUUCACCCUGGUCCACCUGGUGACCAUGGCGUGCCAGGCAGUAUAGGACCUCCAGGAGACCCAGGAAUUGAUGGGUCCAAAGGAGAACCAGGCCUUCCGUGUACACAGUGCCUUUGCAUGCCAGGGCCCCCUGGUCUCCCCGGAUUUCCAGGAUUAGAUGGUGUCAAAGGAAUCCCAGGAGGACGAGGCACACCUGGUAUGAGAGGAAACUCGGGGUCCCCUGGAAGUGCGGGUCUCCCAGGAUUUGCAGGAUUCCCAGGGGACCAAGGACACCCAGGACUGAAAGGAAGCAAAGGUGAAACACCCCUACCCUGGGGGCAAGUGGGUGACCCAGGCGAUCCUGGGCUCAGAGGCCUGCCAGGGAGAAAGGGCUUCGAUGGAAUCCCUGGAAGACCAGGAGCUAAAGGACUGCCAGGACCUAGAGGUGAACCGGCCCUGAGUGGAAGCAAAGGGGACCAGGGACCUCCAGGGGCUCCUGGAUCACCUGGGCCUCCAGGACCUGCAGGACCAGCUGGACCACCAGACUAUGGACCUCAAGGAGAAACAGGUCCAAAAGGGACACAAGGAGUUCCUGGAGCCCCGGGACCACCUGGAGAAGCCGGUCUUAAAGGAGAACCUGGCACAUCAACACCGGUUCCAGGUCCCCCAGGACCUCCAGGGCAUCCUGGUCAGGCUGGCCGACGAGGUCUACCUGGGUUGCCUGGACCUAUGGGAAAAUGUGAUCCUGGUCUUCCCGGACCUGAUGGAGAACCAGGGAUCCCAGGAGCUGGAUUUCCUGGGCCUCCAGGACCUAAGGGUGAUCAAGGUUUCCCAGGAACAAAAGGAUCACCUGGUUGUCCUGGGGAAAUUGGAAAGCCAGGCCGUCCUGGAGAGCCAGGCCACCCAGGAGCCAAGGGAGAAGCAGGACUAGGCAUGCCUGGGGAACCAGGAAAACGCGGCUUCCCAGGAGAAAGAGGCGAUUCUGGGGAAAAUGGAGAAAUUGGACUCCCUGGGCUUCCAGGCCUCCCUGGAUCUCCAGGAAAAGAAGGGCUUGAUGGGCCUCCAGGAGACUCAGGACAGCCUGGACCACCUGGAGUAAAAGGGCCUCCAGGGAGGUGCACACAGGGACCCAAGGGUGUCCAAGGACUUCCGGGAUUAAAUGGAUUGAAAGGGCAACCAGGUAGAAGAGGUGAUGCGGGGCCAAAGGGAGACCCUGGCAUCCCAGGCUUGGACAGGUCAGGAGUUCCUGGAGAACCUGGACCGCCGGGAAUGCCGGGUCACCCAGGUGAGAUGGGACCACCUGGCCAGAAAGGAUAUCCAGGAACUUCAGGACCCCCAGGCCCACCAGGCAAGAAAGGAGAGGUUGGGAUGAUGGGCUAUCCUGGAACCAUUGGUCCACCAGGACCUCCUGGGGAACUAGGUUCACAGGGGCAGAGAGGCAGCCUUGGAAUCCCAGGAGUAAAGGGGGAAAGAGGACGCCCGGGAGCCAAAGGUGAACGAGGAGAAAAGGGAAUUCCCGGACUUUCCCAAAUCCAACACUUAAAGGGGGAAAAAGGAGAACCCGGGCUCAAAGGAUUUGUAGGAAAUCCGGGUGAAAAAGGAAACAGAGGAAUUCCAGGGUUACCAGGUCUGAAAGGCCUCGAGGGAUUGCCUGGGCUACCAGGACCUCCAGGCCCUAGAGGAGAUAUGGGACGCAGUGGGAAUCCCGGAGGACCAGGACCAGGCGGCAUGCCAGGAAGCAUGGGGAACAUGGGUGUGCCAGGCCCUAAGGGGAAUAAAGGAACUUUGGGACUGCCAGGUCUUGCUGGAAGACCAGGACAUCCAGGGAGUCAUGGUCCCCAAGGGGAUAAGGGGGAACAAGGUCAUGCAGAAGGUGCAAGGCCGGGACUCCCGGGACCUAAGGGUGAUCCAGGACUGCCAGGUGACAAAGGAAAGAAAGGAGAGAGAGGCCUACCUGGGCCACCUGGACAGUCGGGGCCUGCUGGACCUGAUGGAACCCUUGGGAACCCUGGGAGUCCUGGCUACCCAGGGAAUCCGGGUCCUGGUGGUGAUUUGGGUCUGAAAGGAAAGAAAGGCUUCCCCGGCUCUCCAGGAAGCACUGGCCUUCCAGGCCCUCCAGGACUCCCAGGACCUCCUGGGCCAAUGGGUGUGAGAGGUAACCAAGGGCAUGAUGGAAUUCCUGGUCCACCUGGGGAAAAGGGAGAAACAGGCUUGCUGGGUGCCUUUCCAGGCCCAGAAGGGAGCCCUGGUGUUCCAGGUGUCAAAGGAGACAAGGGAGCUCCAGGCUUGCCUGGCCUCUCUGGCAGGAAGGGCUCCAUGGGAGAUGUUGGACCUCGAGGACCCCCAGGCAUCAGGGGACUCCCAGGACCACCAGGUCUACCUGGGGCACUUGUCCCUGGCCCAAAAGGAAACAGAGGUCUGCCUGGCCCAAGAGGAAAUCCAGGUAAACCAGGCCCCCGGGGACCUCCAGGACAUAUCGUAAAAGGCGUAAAAGGUGAUAAAGGAUAUAUGGGCCAACCUGGCCCCAAAGGUCUACCUGGAGAUGUAGGCGGCAUAGGCCCACCAGGUCACCCGGGAGCACCAGGCACCCCAGGCCUUCCAGGUCUCAGAGGUGAUCCCGGAUUCCCUGGAUUUCCAGGCAUAAAAGGAGAGAAGGGUAAUCCAGGAUUUCUUGGAUCAAUUGGACAUCCAGGACCACCAGGGCCAAAAGGACCACCUGGUGCACGUGGAAAACCAGGCACACUUAAGAUCAUCUCCCUUCCGGGAAGCCCAGGCCCACCUGGUCCACCUGGACAACCAGGAAUGAAAGGAGAUCCUGGGCCACUGGGACCACCUGGAAUCCCAGGGCCCUGUGGACCAAGAGGCAAACCAGGCAAGGAUGGAAAACCAGGAUCUCCAGGACCAGUUGGUGAAAAGGGCAACAAAGGCUCUAAGGGCCAACAAGGACCACCUGGAUUGGAUGGAUUGCCAGGCUUAAAAGGGAAACCUGGAGACAGAGGAACACCUGCCUCUGGGACAAGAAUUCGAGGGUUUGUCUUCACCCGGCACAGUCAAACCACAGCCACUCCUUCAUGUCCUGAAGGAACACGACCACUCUACAGUGGGUUUUCUCUUCUUUUUGUACAAGGGAACGAACGUGCACAUGGACAAGACCUUGGCACCCUGGGCAGUUGCCUCCAGCGAUUCACCACAAUGCCAUUCUUAUUCUGUAACAUCAAUAAUGUAUGUAAUUUUGCAUCACGGAAUGAUUAUUCAUACUGGCUGUCAACACCAGCUUUGGUGCCAAUGGACAUGGCUCCAAUUACUGGCAGAGCUCUUGAACCCUAUAUUAGCAGAUGUACUGUUUGUGAAGGUCCUGCGAUGGCCAUAGCUGUUCACAGCCAAACUACUGCUAUCCCUCCAUGUCCCCAUGGCUGGGUCUCUCUCUGGAAAGGUUUUUCCUUCGUUAUGUUCACAAGUGCAGGCUCUGAGGGCGCUGGCCAAGCACUUGCAUCACCUGGCUCCUGCCUGGAGGAAUUCCGAGCCAGUCCGUUUAUAGAAUGCCACGGACGGGGGACAUGUAACUACUACUCAAACUCCUAUAGUUUCUGGCUGGCUUCAUUAAGCCCAGAAAGAAUGUUCAGAAAACCUAUUCCAUCAACUGUGAAAGCUGGAAAUUUAGACAAAAUCAUAAGCCGCUGUCAGGUGUGCAUGAAGAAAAGACCCUGAAGAAAACUGAAGCACUUUUUUUCCUUCUUAAAUAACGAAGUCAUGGCUUGGUGCCUGCAAUUUAUCUAGAUCUCAUUUUCUCUAACAGUGUUGUUUGGUGAAGAUUCAGUAGUGCCAAGUUUCACCACACCAGACAGCAUGUCAUUCCAGUUAAUCUGUAAUGUGGGUCUUUACAUCUCCGUGGUUUAAAUUUCCCUGUGGGAAGGCAACAGCUUUCCACAAAAUGUCACUGAAAUCACAUUCCACUCACUAAACAAUGCCUGUGUGGGGCUUGUCCCACAAACUAAGUGGAAUUUGGUUCAAUAGAUGUACAAUGUGUUCCUUGUCUCCCACUCUUGACCUAAGGAGUUUGGUUUCUUUCCAUCUCCUUCCUGAGACCUUAGACUUCAGCUAGAGAAGGAGAUGGGUGCAUCCAGAACACCAGCACAUCACGGCAAGAACUGGAUAGUCAGACCUAUUGAGGGGGGAUAAAGCCCAAGAACACAGGAUGAAUUAGAGUCAUGAUGUUUCAGGACUCAUUUACACAUGCCCAAAGCUAGGACCAAAGGAAACUUCCUGAAGGGGAUUGUAACAGGCUUGGAUAUAAAGUGUGGGUUUGUUUUCUGUUUGGUUGAUGAUGUCUAUUGGCUUGUUCAUGGAGCUCACUUUAAUGUCAAUAGAUUCAAAGGGGGUAAAAUGUUUACCCUCAGGGGAUUAAUUUUACUAGGAUGCUAUACACAUACAUUGAAACAUUUCUCUUCAGUUUUCAAUAUACUCAAAGCAACAAGGACACCACUUACUAGAUGUGCACUUUCUCUCCAUUCUGGUAAACACUGACCUUAAAGAGUAUCACCAGGGAGGAAUAGAGGCACUCGCCCGCUGGUUUAUCAGACACCGAACAUUUUUCUUUGAUCAAAAUAGUACAUAACAUGGUUUUACAAUCUGUUUCUUUGUUACUUUUAUAAUUUUUCUUUUGGAAGACAUCACACACACACACACACACACACACACACACACACACACACACACACAUUAUCUAUUCUCACCAAUCAUCUGCAGAGAAACCUUACUUCAAACCGCUUCUAUAUGUCUUAAAACUUGCUUUAAGUAUAUUGAUACAUUCCCAAGUGUACUUAAAUCAGUAUAACAAGUAUUUUCUUCAGUACUGAACUAGGUCCCAUACACCGUGCUGGAAGUGGGAGCAGGGGUAGUGAGAGAGACUUGCUUCUGGUCUAAUUUCAGAGAAAGCAACAUAUUCCUUGUGUAAAGACUCAUACAACCUCCCCCAACACACACACAGUCACAUAAUAGUGUAUGCACAAAUUUUAAAUUUAAAAAAUAAGAUCUAUGCCCAGGAAAAGUUCAUGACCUUUAACAUCCCUUAACCACCCCAGAAGCUAAGUCUUGAAAAAUGCUAAGAAAACAAACAUUUUACAAAUCAAAUAGUUGUAGCACUAUUUGAUGGCUCUCAGGGGCCAGGCAGUAGGAGGCAAAGCUUACAUUUCUUGAUCCACUGAGGUGGAAGUGAUGGUGCUGAUAUUUACAUUCACGCUGGUGCUGUAUCCCCUUUGUAUUGGAAAAUGUGACCCAAGACCAUAGACAAGGGUUGGCAUUCUUCACCACUCAAUGUGACUGCUGCCGAGACCUUUUUUUUCCACCUGAACUAACAUGUGCAACAUCUCAUUUCAAUUAUGUAUUUCACCUAGCUUUCCUAUUCAGAAAACAUCCUACUGUCCUAGUUACCAUCUAGCAAUAAAAUGAAAACUCAUCUUGACCAGCGGGGUCCCUGAGUAGUAGCAACAGCAGCAGCAGCACCCAGGAACUUGUUAUAAAUGCCAAUUCAAGAAUAUUCUAAACCUAAAAAAAAGUUAGAAACUGUAUCUUGAAACCAGAAAUGUGUGUUUGUUUUGAUGAGAAGUAUUUCAUUAUAUAGCCUAAGCUAGCCCCCAAAAUCACCAGAAUUUUUCUGUCUCCAUCUCCUAGAAUUUUGUUUCAAAAAAUUUCCCCCAUGAUUCUGGUGCACUCCGCUCACUAGGCAAACAGCCCUUUCACCUUUUAAAACUCCACAAGUGACUUUCAGGGUAAUCUAUUUUACUACCAGACUGGUGCUGAUGUUAAGUGGCCGCCCUUCAUUCGCCCCCUUCAUUUGCUCUGGUCCUCUCAUCAGUGCUUGACUUCUGGGGAAAGACAGGUAACACUGAACACUUACAUCCCAGUGAAGCCAUACCAACAGUUAUUCAAUCACAUGUCUAAGGGCGAGCAUUAAAACAUAGGCCAUGCAUAUUACUUUCCAGGUGUUUAUGAGUAAAUUACGAAGUUAGAAUUUAAGUUCAUAUGUGGCUGGAGAAAUUGUUCAGUGGUUAAGAAUGCUGGCUGCUCGUCUGAGGACCAGAGUGCAGUUCCCAACACCCAAGUCAGGAAGCUCACAACUGCCUGAAACUCCAGCUUAAAGGGAUCCAACUGGCUUCCAAGGACACCCAUGCAAAGGUGGCAUUCACUCGCACAGAUGCAGGCCACAUAAAUAAAAAUAAAUCUUUAAAUUUUUUUAACUUGAUUAACAAAAUGUUUAUUUGAAAUUUGGUGCUUCAACUUCAGAAUUUCACAGUGUGCUAAAAUAACCAACUUGUCAAUGGAUUGUUUUUGCAAGAUAAACAUUAUUAAUUUAUUUAUAAGAAUAUUAAAACUGUUUAAAUUUGAAUUGUAUUGCUAAUUUUACAAAGGUUUUCUAUACUUCAUAUGUAAUUUACUACCACUAAACUUAAUUUAAUAUUUUCUCUAUAACCAAGUUAAAUUUAUUUAAGAUAUAUUGAUUUUAUAUUAUUAUAUCCUGACAAAAUUAUGAUGUGUUACAAUAUACUAAUAUAACUAAAGUUCUAUUGUUUUGUCAAAAUAAAAUUGAAAGAACAACUA
Messenger RNA from Phodopus roborovskii (desert hamster), 8055 nucleotides. RefSeq names its product collagen type IV alpha 3 chain (gene Col4a3). The transcript has 52 exons. Gene Ontology annotation, molecular function: extracellular matrix structural constituent. Bases 151 to 5166 code for a protein of 1671 amino acids. NCBI's taxonomy places the organism in Eukaryota, Metazoa, Chordata, Mammalia, Rodentia, Cricetidae. Gene Ontology annotation, cellular component: basement membrane; collagen trimer. The record is from RefSeq and is a predicted model, not a curated record.